Molecule: messenger RNA, 1094 nt
Organism: Merops nubicus (carmine bee-eater)
Lineage: Eukaryota; Metazoa; Chordata; Aves; Coraciiformes; Meropidae
Product: acyl-CoA dehydrogenase family member 10-like
Exons: 7
Source: RefSeq, a predicted model, not a curated record
AUGUCCCAGCCUCUCUCCUCGGCCAGGCUCUGCAGGAUGUACCUGAGGAGAGCCGCCCGUGCCGUGUCCCUGUGCCAGGCCUGGGGCUGGCAGUGCCCGUGGGGGCUGAGCUGCCACCCUGCUGGGUCCUGCUGCUACAGAGCUGUGAUCUUGGAGGCGAGCGGGGUGCUGCUCCCGGCCCCCCACAAGGCAGCCGCCGACUGGGAGGCUCAGAAUUCCAUUCAAGCUGGCACCCUCCAGCGGGCUGUACUUGCUGGGGGGGAAAACAGUCCUGCUCAGAAGUACACAAGAGGAGAGCUGACAGCUGUGGAGUUUCUGCAGGAACUGGGACAGCAGUGCUUUGAGAUUGCAAAGGUCUGUGUUCCAGUGGACUCUUUUCUCUGGGAUUUAAUCAGAAAUGAGAUGAUAAAACAGCUCCCCAUAAUGGCAGAAGCAGUACAGUGUAUCCGUGCAGAAGGUCUUAAGACAGCUCUUCUAAGCAACAGCUUCUCCCUGCUGAAUGGAGAGAGCUCUCUGCCCCUGGACCAAAAGCUCUUUGAUGUGGUGGUUGAAUCUUACCAGGAGGGGAUGCAGAAGCCAGACCCUCGUCUCUACAAGCUGUGCUUGGAGCGCUUGGGCGUUCAGCCCCAGGAAUCCAUCUACCUCGACCACAGCAGCCAGAACCUAAAAGCAGCAGCCCAGCUUGGCAUUAAAACAGUGAAGGUUGAUGAUACAGAAGCAGCACUCAAAGAGCUGGAAACCUAUCUAGGUUUUCCUUUGCAAGGGUUUGUCCCCUAUACUUGUGCAUUGAGACCAAACAUGGAAAUUCCAAAAGAUCAUCUGCAAAAGUACCUUGAGAGUGUUCUUGGUGGCCGUGCAACAGCCCCGCCGGUGCUGCGGCAGUUUGGCCGUGGAGAGUCAGCCAGGACCUACCUGGUCAGGUUUGGAGAUCACUUGGUGGUGCUGAAGAAGGAGCCCUCUGACAGCCCCUGUCCCUCAGGCCCUGCUGUCAGAAGGGAAUACAGCUCUCUGACUCGUCCUGGCAGGGUCCUGAAGGCGCUCUCAGAGGCUGGAGUUCCUGUUCCCACUGUUCUUGCUCUCUGUGAGGACACAAG